AUGGAAGACCAAGAUGAUCAGACGUGUCUUGUUGCAGGAAUUUCUGUGUCCUUCCAGACACAGUACUUCUACUAUGUAAACUGGUUUGCGCCAAUCACGCUGCUGUUGAGCAUUUGGUGUUUUGUGUCCAAUGCAGCUGUCAUCGUAGCGUUAUUGAGAAGUGGAAUCAAAUCCAUUCGUCCAGGCCUGUUAAUGCUUUGCAGUCUUUCCUUUACUGACCUUUUACGGAGUGCAAUGGCUACUUUCACGGUUUCCGCUUUCAGAUUAAAGCACCUACUUAACAAUCAAGUUUGCCAAGUGUACUCGGAAAUAGAGACAAUGCCAAUGUUUAGUGCAACUACGAUCACUUUUCUUGGAACAAUCCUAAGUCUCACCAUUAUCAGCAUCGAUCGUUACGUAGCUGUCCGAAGCUUUACUCAAUACAAGUUCUGGGUAACCUGGCAUCGCGCCCUCGUGGCCUGUAUAGCAGUUUGGACGGUGUCCAUUACAAGUGGCUUUGUCAGAGAGGUGGCUGGCCAACAAUCAACCCUCAAAAAUGUCCUGCUACCUGCCAUCUCUAUACCCUCAGUAGCAAUCAUCGUCAUUCUCCAGAUCAUGACAAUUCGUCUCCUUCGUCGCCACAACAGGGCUGUAGCCGACAUGAUGGAGGAAGGUAAUGCAGCAAAUCCUACAGCUAACACUGCAAAUGCCGCCAUAGAACGCAGGUUGAGCAAAAUAACAACAAAUGUGGUGGGGGUAUUGGCAUUGAUUUUCGUCCCUGUUGCUUUUAUCAAUAUUCUCACGGUUGUCACAAAAACAAAAUAUAUAGAGCUUUUGGGGCCUGUCCUCUCUCCCCUAACUAUUUUGUGGUCAAGUAUUAAUCCGGUGUUGUAUUAUAGGGGAAACGAAAAGGUGAAACAAGGAAUAGUUAGGCUUGUUAAAUGCCAAUAA
This is a messenger RNA of Porites evermanni, 930 nucleotides long. Lineage: Eukaryota; Metazoa; Cnidaria; Anthozoa; Scleractinia; Poritidae. The record is from the annotation of a GenBank genome assembly.